Lolium rigidum is the source of this 1710-nucleotide messenger RNA. Its product is annotated as probable serine/threonine-protein kinase PBL25. Gene Ontology annotation, biological process: protein phosphorylation; cell surface receptor signaling pathway. The transcript has a single exon. The record is from RefSeq and is a predicted model, not a curated record. Gene Ontology annotation, molecular function: ATP binding; protein serine/threonine kinase activity. NCBI's taxonomy places the organism in Eukaryota, Viridiplantae, Streptophyta, Magnoliopsida, Poales, Poaceae. Bases 42 to 1475 code for a protein of 477 amino acids.
GCAGUUCAUACUAACGGGAGAGGGAGCACAGAGAGCUAGUCAUGGCGGCGUUGGCGACCGGGCUGGGAGUGGCGCAGCUCGUCGUAUGGGUCGGCAAGAUCAUCUUGAAGAUCACGCAGGAGGCGGACAAGGUGCGCCGUAAGAAGCAGGACUGCGCCUACCUCGUGCGUUACUUGUCCGUGAUCCACAAGAUGCUGCCUACGCUACCGGAGGACCCGGAGGUGGAGCUUCCGCUCGCCCAGCUCUACUCCACGCUACAGGAGGCGGACAAACUUGUCGUGGCCUGCAUAGAUCGGCUCUCCUUUCUUCGCUGCCGCUCCGACGCAUUCAGGGAUGUCAACGCCAAGAUCACCUCCGACCUCAGCCUCUUCCCCUUGGCCUUCCAUACCGCCGUCACCCGCCGCCGCGUCGAGGAAAGCAUCCUUCCUGACAGACAAGACAGCGGGGCACUGACGGAGGGCUCCUCCAGCUCUGGCUCCACCUCCACGCAUGCGCAUGCGAGCUUGGUCUCCGAUUACCACCCCAGGCCCAGCAGGCUCACGUGGGCGGAGGUUGAAGAAGCGACCGAGAACCUGGCUUAUCUGCUAGGCGAAGGUUUCUCGGGGAAGGUGUACCAGGGCCGUCUGCACCGCGGCGGCAGGGUGCGGGAGGUGGCCGUGAAGGUGCUGAACGAGCACGGGCGCCAGGGCAUGGAGGACGCGUUCGUGGCGGAGCUCGAGACCCUCUACCCUCUCCGCCACAACCACAUAGCGCGUCUCGUCGCCUGGUGCUCCGAGUGGGAGCGUCCCAUAUUCGUCUACGACCACAUGGGUAACGGCACUCUCAGAGACCAGCUGUCGGGCUUGCUCGAGGGCUCUAGCUCGUCGCCGGUGGCGUCGUCCUGGAAGGCCCGUCUCGAGGCGCUGCUGGGCGUGUCCCGUGCGCUCCUGCACCUGCACCGCUUCGCGGAACGUCCGGUGAUCCACCGCAACGUCACUUCCUCCAACAUCCUCCUGGACGCGAGCUGGAAGUCGCACCUGUCCGACUUCGGCGUAGCGGUACUGCGAGCGGCGGGCGACCAGGGCCAGCCCGUGGAGGAGGUCGUCGGCACAUUCGGGUACAUCGAUCCGGAGUACUCCCGCACGAGGCGCGUGAGCCCGGCGAGCGACGUGUACAGCUUCGGCGUGGUCAUGCUGGAGGUGCUCACGGGGAGGCCGCCCGUCAGUCCGGGUUUGGUGACCCUGGUGAGCUCCACGCUCCCGGUUAUACACAACGGCGACCUGCGGAAUGUGCUUGACGGCCGGCCGGCUCUGGGGACGACGCCGCGACAGCUGAAGGCGCUGCAGGACGUGGCGAACACGGCGUUGCUCUGCCUGUGGCCGCAGAGGGAAGACCGCCCACCCAUGUCCGAAGUCGUGGACAACCUCGAGCAGGCGCUCGUGAUCAUACGCAACGACGAGAGAGCGAUGCAUGACGACGACUCACCAAAAUCAUAAUGUGCCGCUCCUUCCUUCAUUUUUCCGUUUGAUUUUCCGUAAAUUUCGGUCUUUCCUAGUUAACUGCAUGCCGCGUUUGUGUAAGAAAAAAAAUUACCGCAUGCUUCGUUACUAUGGUCUAGGUUUUGUUGUUCGUAUGUAAACCUGAACCGUACGUGCUGCUGCCAAGUUGUAAACUGUUGUGGGAGACUUAUAUUUGUGCGAUGUUUGGUAACUACGUACGCCUAUAUCAUAG